Arabis nemorensis is the source of this 225-nucleotide messenger RNA. Lineage: Eukaryota; Viridiplantae; Streptophyta; Magnoliopsida; Brassicales; Brassicaceae. The record is from the annotation of a GenBank genome assembly.
AUGCACCAUUUCAGGAAGAACAUAUACCUUAUCAAUGGUGAUGAUGAUGAACAACCUGCUGAAGAAGAUGAUGAACUUGCUGGUUUAGAAGAGAACUUCGAUGAGGAUUGUGAAAUCGAGCAAACUGAUGAUGAUGAUGAUGAUGAUGAAGAAGUUAAACAGGGAAACCAAAUGGCUAGAAAGCCAAACAAAAGAAGAAACCGUUUGGUAAAACCAGCCACAUAA